Hymenoscyphus albidus is the source of this 913-nucleotide messenger RNA. NCBI's taxonomy places the organism in Eukaryota, Fungi, Ascomycota, Leotiomycetes, Helotiales, Helotiaceae. The record is from the annotation of a GenBank genome assembly.
AUGUCCCUCCCUGAAGGAACAAUAAUCCGACAAGCACAUGUCGAAGGUACUUACAACUCCCCACUCACACCAACCCUCACACCAACCCUCCACUCCCAUAUCCAAUUCCACCCUCCACUUCCUCGCCCCCAUCCAGACCCAAAAACGCACCCACUAACNCUCCCCCAUCCAGACCCAAAAACGCACCCACUAACACCCCCAGACAUCCCCACAAUCCUCCACCUAAUCCACGCUCUCGCAACCUACGAAAAAGAGCCCCCCACAAGCAUCGAAGCAACCCCCGAAAAACUCCUAAAAACCAUCGCCUUCAGUCCCUCACCUUCUUCCCCCUCCCCCUCCCCUUCCACCCCAAACAUCUCCGGAAUCACACCCAACCGACCAGCACGCUGUCUCCUCCUCUUUCCCGCCGGCGAAAAAGAAGCGGUAGCUUUCGCAGUAUACUAUUACACGUACUCGACCUGGCGAGCACUCCCGGGGAUCCAUCUCGAGGACUUGUUUGUGGUGCCUGAGUGGAGGGGAAUGGGGUUUGGGAGGGCGUUGUUGGGGGAGCUUGCUAGGGAGGUGGGGGGGAUGGGGGGUGGACGGUGUGAGUUUUAUUUUCUUUUCUUUCAUUAUUUUGUUUGGUUGUCUUUCUAUUUUACUUUUAUGUUUUGGAAGUUCUUGAAUUGGGUCCUUGAAUUUGAGUCGAGCCCAGGGAGUUGUGAGAUUUGGCUGUUGAUGGUGGGAGGAGAGAUUGAGGGGACUUGACUGACAUGGAAUAGUGGAAUGGAAUGUUUUGAAAUGGAAUGAGCCGAGUAUCAAGUUCUACAAAGGGGAGAGUGUUGGUGCGGAGAUGCUGGAGGAGUGGGUUGGGAUGAGGGUUGAUGGGGAGAAAUUGGAGAAAUUGGCUGGGAAGGGGAUUGAUAGCAGAUAG